AUGAUUGCCCCACCGAGCGCCGACCAGGACAUUGACCGACAGCGCCAGUCGCAGUACCUGGACUUUCUCGACGACGAGAGCGAUGAGGGCAUCUACGCGGAGGCCGUCAAGCACAUGAUCAAGGUCGGCGAGCAGCGUCUGCUGGUGAACAUCAACGAUGUCCGUCGGAAGAUGCCGACGCGCGUCAAGGCGCUGCUGAACAACUCCAUCGAGGAGCUGGUCCUCUUCCAGAACGCCCUCAAGGAGUUCGUCGCCUCGCGCGACCCGGCCUUUGCCAACAAGUACGACGAGUUUCUCAUUGGCUUCGAGGGCAGCUUCGGCAACAAGCACGCCACGCCGCGAAAUCUCUCCUCCAGUCUGCUGGGCUCCAUCAUCGCCAUCGAGGGCAUCGUCACCAAGUGCUCUCUGGUCCGCCCGAAGUGGUCCCACUCGGUGCACUACUGCGAGGUGACCAAGAAGAAGAUUGAGCGCAAGUUCACCGACCUCACCUCACUCAGUGCCUACCCCUCGUCGACGGUGCACCCGACGAAGGACGAGGACGGCAACCUGCUGGAGACGGAGUUUGGCCUGUCGGCGCUCAACGACCACCAGACGCUGACCAUUCAGGAGAUGCCGGAGAAGGCGCCUCCGGGGCAGCUGCCCCGGUCGGUGGACGUCAUCGCCGACAACGACCUGGUGGACCAGUGCAAGCCAGGCGACCGAGUGCUCAUCGUCGGCCCCUAUCGCUGCCUGCCCAACAAGCAGGGCUACUACACCAGCGGCACCUUCCGCACCAUCCUCCUCGGCACGCACAUCAACCUGCUGAACAAGGAGGUGGACGCGGAGAUCAUGCCGGAGGACAUUAAGAAGUGCCAGCGCUUCUCCCGCCAGAAGGACGUCUUUGAGACGCUGGCCCGCUCGCUGGCCCCCUCCAUCUACGGCUAUGAGAUCAUCAAGAAGGCGCUGCUGUGCAUGCUCCUCGGCGGCAUGGAGAAGAUUCUCCCAAAUGGAACCCGUCUCCGUGGUGACAUCAACAUUCUCCUCAUUGGCGACCCGUCGGUGUCCAAGUCGCAGCUUCUGCGGUACGUGCUGCACUGCGCCCCGCGCGCCGUCGCCACCACCGGUCGCGGCUCCUCGGGCGUCGGUCUGACGGCGGCGGUGACCACUGACGCGGAGACCGGUGACCGCCGUCUGGAGGCUGGCGCCAUGGUGCUGGCCGACCGCGGCGUCGUCUGCAUCGACGAGUUCGACAAGAUGUCGGACAUUGACCGAACGGCCAUUCACGAGGUGAUGGAGCAGGGCCGGGUGACGAUCACCAAGGCGGGCAUUCAGGCGAAGCUGAACGCCCGCUGCUCGGUGCUGGCGGCGGCCAACCCCGUCUACGGCCGCUACGACCAGUACAAGACCCCGAUGGACAAUAUUGGCCUGCAGGACUCGCUGCUCUCGCGUUUCGACUGCAUCUUCAUCAUGCUCGACAAGAACGACGUGGACAAUGACACGGAGAUCUCCGAUCACGUGGUGCGCAUGCAUCGCUACCGAUCGCCCGGCGAGGCUGACGGAGAGCCACUUCCAAUUCGCACUCAUGCCGACUUUUUGACCACCAAGGACUCAUCCAAGCUGGAUGGCGAGGAGACGGAGACGCCCGUCUACGAGAAAUAUGAUCCACUUCUGCACGGAAAGCGCAAGCGAAAUGAGAAAAUUGUCAGCAUGGACUUCAUGAAGAAGUACAUUCACAUUGCGAAGGCCAUCAAGCCUCAGCUGACUGAGCAGGCCUCGGAGAUUAUUGCCCAGGAGUACACCAAGUUGCGUGACUUUGACCUGGAGCAGAGUGAUGUAGCCAGGACCCAACCCGUCACUGCUCGUACCCUGGAGACGCUGAUCCGUCUGUCCACUGCCCACGCCCGAGCCCGUCUCUCGACUACGAUUGACGACAUUGACGCGACUGCCGCCGUGGAGAUGGUGCAGUACUCGCACUUUCAAAAGGUGCUCGAGAAGCCUCGCAAGCGACGAACUGCCGCCACCGGAGACGAGGGUGACGAUGACGAUGAUGAGGGCGGUGAUGAGGGCGCUGAGGGUGAUGGAGAGAACAUGGAGACCGAUGAGGCGGCCGCCGGCCCGUCCACUUCUACUGGCCGACGAGGUGACGCCAAGCGAACUCGUGAUGUCUACGAGUUUGACGGCGACACUGAGGGCCCCGAUG
Molecule: messenger RNA, 2179 nt
Organism: Rhagoletis zephyria (snowberry fruit fly)
Lineage: Eukaryota; Metazoa; Arthropoda; Insecta; Diptera; Tephritidae
Source: RefSeq, a predicted model, not a curated record